AUGAACUUGGAGAUGAGUGCUUCUAUUGAGGAUCAGAAUAAUAUCAGAGAGUGGCAUAUUGACAUUGAGGAGCAUAUUGACAUUGAGGAUACCUUGGAGUGGACUAAUCAAGGGUAUUGUAUUUUCAGGGUUCCUCAAAGUAUUCGGAAAGUAAACGAAGAAGCUUACACUCCUAAAUUGAUUUCAAUAGGCCCUUUUCAUCAUGGUAAAGAAGAAUUAGCUGAAAUGGAGAAACAAAAACCAAGAUAUAUGGAAAGUUUCCUUAAACGUAUAACUAUGAUAAAGAUGGAGGAAAUUUCAGCCUUCGUAAAGAACAAGGAACAAUGUAUUCGUAAUUGUUAUGCUGAGACGUUCAUGGUUCCGAGGGAUGAGUUUGUAAAGAUGAUUCUAGAUGAUGCAAUUUUCAUCGUCGAGCUCUUUUGGAGGCAUCACAAAGGUGAUACAAGUGAUCUUUUGCAAAAUAUACCUGUCGUGCAUAAUGCUUUAAAAUUCGAUUUUCAGUUACUCGAAAAUCAACUUCCAUACUUUGUCCUCGAGAAAGUGUAUAAGUUAGCUUUUGUUGGCCCUGGCAUUGCUGACAAUCCUUCCUUCAUGGAUCUUUCUUAUAAGUUCUUCGGGGGCUACUUGUUCAAGAGCUUGCCCAGGUCACCUAUGGAAGUUAAACAUUUCACCGAUUUGAGAAGAAGUGUUCUACUGAUCAAGGAAGGCUGCUUUUCUAAUAGUCGGAGUGACUCGAGAGUGAAUUCUAAUGUAAAUAUUGGAAGUUUACCUUGUGCAGUGAAGCUACGUGAGUCAGGAGUGAAGUUUAUAGGAAUUGAAAGAAAAGAUUUACUUGACAUAAGAUUUAGAAAACGGUCAUUUUUCAACAUUCAUGACCAAUUGCAAAUACCAUGUUUGGAAGUAAGAGAUGAGACAGAAUGUUUAUUUAGAAACAUAAUGGCUUUGGAGCAGUGUUACUACUCAUUUGAUACUCGGAUUUGCAAUUACGUUGAUAUGAUAGACUGUCUUAUAAAUACUGAGAGAGAUGUGGAUUUGCUUGUUGGAAAGGGAAUAAUUUCCAAUCAUUUGGGGGAUAAUGCUUCAGUAGCUAAUAUGUUUAACAAACUUUGUUCUCAAAUUUGUUUAAGUAAUUCUUGUUACUAUAACCUUUGCGAGGAAUUGAAGGCACACUAUAACAAUCGUUGGAACAAAACCAAGGCAAAGUUGAGGAGUGUGUAUUUCAGCAAUGUUUGGAGAGGCACGGCAACAAUUGCCGCAAUUAUAAUCUUGUUGUUAACUAUCCUACAAACAAUAUGUUCUAUAAUGCAAGUAAUUUGA
Messenger RNA from Pistacia vera, 1317 nucleotides. Its product is annotated as UPF0481 protein At3g47200-like. Bases 1 to 1317 code for a protein of 438 amino acids. The transcript has a single exon. The record is from RefSeq and is a predicted model, not a curated record. Lineage: Eukaryota; Viridiplantae; Streptophyta; Magnoliopsida; Sapindales; Anacardiaceae.